Messenger RNA from Anthostomella pinea, 3645 nucleotides. NCBI's taxonomy places the organism in Eukaryota, Fungi, Ascomycota, Sordariomycetes, Xylariales, Xylariaceae. The record is from the annotation of a GenBank genome assembly.
AUGUCUGCCGAGCAGAACCAUAAGGUCCCGGGCAGCGCACCCUAUUCUGGCCGCAAUCGUAUUCCAAACAUCAAGGAGUUCGCUGCUUCCCUUGACAGGGACAAGAGGGAGCGCGAUGCCAAGAUCGAUGCCGAGUUGAAGGCGAACAAGAGGGGUGACGGCGGCAUCCAGGACCAUAAGAACACUAACCAGCACAGGGCAGGGAAAGGUAGAGUGGUGACCGACCCCGUUACUGGCAAGGAGAUUGAGAUUGACGACGUCCAACCCGACUUCGAGAGCGCUGUCGAGAAUCCCCACCUUAGCAUACCGAAUGCGAACCUGGGCAAGGACACACCUAUCAAGACCGAGGCGACGCAAUCGGGUGAGGAGUAUCGGGAGGCUCAGGACGUGACCGCACCACCUGAUCCCGUCGCUAAUGGCUCCACGUCGGAUGUCCCCAUCCACGGCGAGAAGACAAAUGUCUUGUUCCACCCGACCCCCUCGGUCAGCUACGAGCCCAUGUAUGCUAUCAUCGAACAGAGGGCAACGAUAUUAUGCGUUGGCGUCUUCUUGGCCAUCAUAUUCGUAGGCAAGAUGUUCGGAGGUAGACUCGUUGGUCUGAUUCCCUUGGCCAUCUGCGUUGGCUCUGGUAUCUUCUUGUGGAUGAAGGACUUGGUACGACAGGGCCGAGACAUCGAGUGGUCGAGUGAACAGAAACGAGGCGAGACCGCCACUAUAAAUCUCCUUCCCGAGUCCGUCGAGUGGAUGAACACCCUCCUCGGCAUCGUCUGGGGAUUAGUCAAUCCGGACAUGUUCUCUGCCGUAGCAGACACCCUUGAGGAUGUUAUGCAAGCUUCAGUGCCCGGCAUAAUUGAGAAUGUGAAGGUUGCCGAUAUAUCCCAGGGCAACAACCCCAUUCGGAUCCUGAGUCUCCGUGCUCUUCCAGACGCCCACAUGAAGGACGUCAAGGAGAAGAUGCACGAGGAGAAUAAGAAAACCAAAGACCCCCAAGAGCUCGCCGCUGACGAAGAAGGUGGUGAUUACUACAAUCUGGAAGCAUCGUUUGCCUACCAUGCGAAGCCAUCUUCAGGGUCCGUGUCCGGUAAGGCCGCGAACAUGGGCAUGCAGUUGGUUUUCUACUUGGGUGUCAAGGGACUAUUUGGCGUUCCACUACCUAUCUGGGUCGAACUGUCGGGGCUCGUCGGUACUGUACGGAUUCGACUGCAAAUGUCUCCGGAGCCGCCUUUCCUGAAGGCGGUUACAUUCACGUUGAUGGGUGUCCCCAAGGUCGCAGCCGGAUGCACACCUAUGAUUGAACAUGGUGUCAACAUCCUCAACCUGCCACUCAUUUCCAACUUCGUCAACUGGGCUAUCGCGACCGCCGCCGGCAUGUAUGUUGCGCCAAAAUCCAUGACACUCGACCUCGGCAAGAUGCUACAAGGCGAUGAUAUACAAAAGGAGACUGUUGCCCUGGGCAUCUUGUUCAUCCGAAUCCACAAAGCCACUGGCCUUUCCAAGCAGGACCGACGAGGAUCCGAAGGCGGCGGUUCCGACCCAUACAUCACCGUCAGCUUCUCCAAAUUCGGCAAGCCUAUGUACUGUACCCGUGUCAUUCAAGACGACCUCAACCCGGUCUUUGAGGAAACGUGCGCUCUAUCCGUCACUGCCGACCUCAUCAAGGUGGAUGAGCAACUGUCAAUGGAGCUUUGGGACAGCGAUCGGUCAAGCGCUGAUGACGUCGUUGGCAAAGUUGAGCUCUCUCUUCAGAAGCUCAUCCAGCAUCCUGGAAAGAUGUACCAGCAAGUCUCGAAGCUUCGGGGCGUCAAAGCCGAGAGCAAUAUGCCGGGCGAAUUACACUGGGAAGUUGGUUUCUUUGGCAAGACUCAGUUCCGUUCUGCUCUGAGGACCGAUGGUAAGGACCUCAGUCUCCCACCGGAGCUACGGGACAGGAAGGAACUGCAAGACGACAAAGGCGCUGUGGAGAACGAACAAGAGGACGCCGUCACUCAUACUCCCCCUGACCCACUAUGGCCUUCUGGCAUUCUCAGUAUCGUCGUCCAUCAGAUUGUCAGCCUCGAAUUGGCAGACACCCAGGGCUCAGAGGGUGGUAAGCGCAAGGGAGGUAAGGAGUAUGAGCCUGCCCGUGACGCUGGCGAGAUCAAGGAGGAACAGAGCAAGAAGCUACCAAGUGCUUACUGUGCCAUUUUGCUGAAUGAUGAACUUGUGUACAAGACUCGGACGAAGGUUGUGUCCUCGAAGCCCAUCUUCAACGCUGGUACAGAACGUUUUGUGCGGGACUGGAGAUCCACCAUCGUCACUGUCGCUGUGCGUGACUCAAGAAACAGGCAGCACGAUCCUUUAAUAGGCGUUGUUCCCUUGAAGCUUUCGGACAUCAUGCAAACAAGCAGCCAGGCCUCCAGAUGGUAUCCACUCGACGGUGGGAUCGGGUUCGGCCGCAUCCGUAUUUCACUCCUUUUCCGUUCAGUCGAACUGAAGCUACCCCCACCACAACUUGGUUGGGACGUUGGUACAUUCGAGUUCACGUCUGAUCAAAUCUCCGCAACCUUGACAGACUCUGGUCAUGGCAAGAGCAAGAUCAAGAUCAAGAUGAGGACCGGUGGUAGCUCCGACACGAUCAGGCGAGAUAAAUGCACGGUGGAGAACGACGUCGUGCGUUGGGACAUCAGCGAGGCAACCAACCAUGCAAGACCUCGCUUACCUGUCAGAUACCGAUUCAGGUCUCCGGUGUUCUUCGAAUUUCACCUUCCCAAUAAGCGCCAUGCGGAACACUUCGCUGCUCUCUGGUUGCUGGAGCUGGUUGACAACGAAGAGAAAGACUUCGAUAUCCCUGUGUGGAAAUGCGACAAACCUAUGCGAUUAUCUCAGAAUUACAUCACGCCAGAGAAUUUCAGUACUAUCCCCGACAUCAAGUUGGAGGAGGUUGGCAGGUUGAGGUUCAGGGGCAGAUUCAAGGCAGGCACGGACCGCGACCAUCUCCGAUUUGUGAGCGACAAUAACUCUCGUGAAACUAUUGAGACAUGGGAAGCGUGCUUCGCCGAGGGCGUCCGUAAGGAGGAGGUCACUAAGGAAUUGCCACCGACUGUGCAAAAGCUGCACGAAGAAUCGCUCACUCAUGGUCGGGACGUCCUCGCUACGGCUUCCGAGGCAGACAAAAAGAAGUGGUUGUCGAAGGAUGGCACGGACUGGUCGGGUGCUUUCGGAAAGGACCCGGCUGACUUCGUCAACAAUGACGAUGAUAGCACCGACCAUUACGACUCGGAUAGCGAUUCCGAACCCGCCGACUCGCCAACGCAGGGUAUCAAACACGAGGAUACGGACCUCGGAAUCCAAGACGCGACCAACGCAGAGUAUGAAGAAGACGGUGGCGAGCCCGGCAGCUCGCUCACUACAGCCAGGACCAACGGCACUGCCGCCUCGACCUCAGGCGCUUCUGUAAAGAGCAGCAGCAGCAAGAACCCGAUCACGCAGUACAAGGAUUACAAGAGCAAGAGCCGUGACCUGCACCGCCAGCACCGCGGCCUCAUGCAGUGGCGGCCGAUGCGCAACGUCCAGUUCGCCAAGGACGAGGCCAAGUACGCUAUACGCCGCGUCACGAAGGUCGGCUCGUUGAGCGGACGACAGCCGGAUGUUGAGACUGAGGUGUAA